Molecule: messenger RNA, 2001 nt
Organism: Ziziphus jujuba (common jujube)
Lineage: Eukaryota; Viridiplantae; Streptophyta; Magnoliopsida; Rosales; Rhamnaceae
Product: SWI/SNF complex subunit SWI3A
Exons: 7
Coding region: 84-1787 (567 amino acids)
Molecular function (GO): protein binding
Source: RefSeq, a predicted model, not a curated record
ACGAGGAAGCCCAAUGCCCCGGCGCGCAUAGUGCAAUAGAGAGAAACGCAACACAUCGGACAGCUAGCUUUGCCUGGUCCGACAUGGAGCUUACACAACAGGAUACGAACUCUAAAGAGAACCGACCCGAAGACCCAGAACUCGACCUCUACACCAUACCAAGCCACUCUAGUUGGUUUUCGUGGGACGAAAUCCAUGAAACCGAGGAAGUUGCUCUCAAAGAGUUCUUCGAUGGGAGCUCCAUAACGAGGACACCGAAAAUAUAUAAAGAAUACAGAGAUUUUAUUAUCAACAAGUACAGAGAAGAGCCUUCUAGGAGGCUUACAUUCACCGAGGUCCGAAAAUCAUUGGUUGGUGAUGUUUGUUUGCUUCAGAAGGUUUUUCGUUUCUUGGAAAACUGGGGUUUGAUCAAUUUUGCUGCCUCUUCAAGUGAGGGUGAGAUUCCUGUGGUUGGGGAUGAUGAGAGGUCUAAGGUUAAGAUUGAAGAAGGAGUACCAAAUGGGAUUCGGGUUGUUGCUAUGCCCAAUUCUAUCAAACCUAUUUCAGCACUGCCUAGUGUGGGAAAUAGUGGGGAUGCAGCUGAUAAUGGAUUUAAAAUGCCCGCUUUGGCAUCUUAUUCGGAUGUUUUUGCUGAGUUAAUGAAGCACAGGGGGUUGGUUUGUGGGAAUUGCGGUGAGGUUUGCGAUUCCGGACAUUAUAAGUGUACCAAGGAUGAUCUGCUAAUUUGUGUAAAAUGUUUCAAAAAUGGAAAUUAUGGAGAGAGCAAAUCAGUGGAUGAUUACAAGUUUAACGAGUGCUUUCAAAACAGUGGUAAUCAUGGAGCUCUCUGGACUGAAGCUGAAACUUUACUUCUGUUAGAAUCUGUUUUGAAGCAUGGGGAUGAUUGGGAGCUUGUUGCUCAAAAUGUUCAUACAAAAACCAAAAUGGACUGUAUUGCGAAGCUCAUUGAGAUGCCCUUUGGGGAGAUUAUGUUGGGUUCUGUCCAGAGAAAAGGUAAUUCUAGUGAUCUCAAUGGCAACUUGAACAAUUCAAAACAAGUCCAUCUACCUUCAGCUGAACAUCAAGAGAAUGCCAAAAGUGGGGUACAACAUGAUGAGCAGACAAAUGAGAAUGAGCUGAAUGGAGAUACUGAGAACGAAGGUCCUCCUUUGAAGAGAAAGCGGAUUGCAUCCCUCUUAGGUGAUGAUGGUUCACUGAUGAAACAGGUAGCUCAUAUAUCAACUAUGGUUGGGCCACAUAUAACGGCUGCUGCAGCUGAGGCUACCAUUGCUUCACUUUGUGAGGAAAACUCAUUAUCAAGGGAGAUAUUUGAUGGUGAAGAUGAAUGUGUAACUAAUGGGCUGUUGUCUCCCACUGCUGAUUAUGAGGCAAAGAGGUAUCUUAUACAUUUCAGAGUCCUUGAGGGUGAAGAUUCGGAGAUCAAGGAAAGGUCUUCCCAGUCAGAAGAUCAGGAUGCAUCUUGUAACAAGGAUGAUAUACCUCUAACUUUGCGAAUUAGAGCUGCUGUUGCAACAGCUCUUGGGACAGCUGCUGCUCGUGCAAAAUUACUGGCUGAUCAGGAAGACAGGGAAGUUGAACAUCUAUUGGCGAUCAUAAUUGGAACCCAGAUGAAGAAAUUGAACUGCAAAAUCAAGCAUUUUGAACAUCUGGAGAUGAUUAUGAAGAAGAAACACGCUGAAAUGGAAGAACUGGAAGAGUUUCUCAUAUCAGAGAGGAUUAGUGUGUUACAAAGGGCGUUGAGUGCUGGUGUACCUAGAUGGAGGGGUCAUUCUUUUGUAAAAUAUUAGAACGCUUAAUUUUAUUUCAUAAUGUAAUAUAGUUAGAAAAUUGACAAGCAUUGAUGCAUUCUCAUAGGUUUCUAGUCUUUGUUGUGUUCAAUUCAUAUGUUGGAGGAGGAAAUGAUUCAGUCUGUGUAGCAUUUAGGUUUUUGUACGCUUUUGAGUUUUCUAUUUUUACAAUACCUUUCAAUUGGCAUAAUGACAUUUUCAUCUUAAUAUUGAA